AUGUCUUCCUAUCAGAGCAUCUCGAGGGUUGCGCAGCGCACGGCUGGUCGCAAUUACACGCCAUCAGCCCGUGCCCACCAUGUCUACACUCGUCAGACCCUCUCGCGCUUCGCCGGACACCGCCCUUCCUCCGUAGACCCUGCACUCUCCACCCACCUUACCGCGUCAGCGCGCGGCAGCCGUCUCAUGCACGUGCGCGCCAUCUCGUUCAACUCGGUCCCCAAAGCUGCUUUCCGAGCCGUGCGUCUCCCCGCGUACGGUCUCGCUGCCGGAGGAGGCGCGCUCGCCUACGCAAACUACAAGGUCGACGAGUUCAAGGACAUGCUCGGUCGCUCGUACGGACGGCUUUCGGAUCGAGCCAAGGACGCGUACAGUGGGUUGUCGGAAUUCGGUGCCGAUGCGCUUGAUAGCGCGAGGGACGGAUGGGAGGCGCUCUCUGAGCAGAUCGAUGGUAUCGAUUUGCCAAAGCUGCAGACGCCCGGAUUCUUGCGCAAUUUGUUUGCGGGGAUGGGCUCUGAGAGUAUGGAUACGGAUGGUCAGGAUCAUUCCAGGGCGAGCGGUAGUGGUGGACCUGAUCCAAAUGGUGCACCUCAACUGGCUGGUGCAGCUGCAGUGGCUGCGUCCUCGCUGUUUGGCGAUGACGAAGCCUCCAACGACGCAUCAGACGCUGUCGCCCACGGCAGCACCGAAGAACUCAUGCUCUUGACCAGGAAACUCAUCGAGGUGCGCAACAUCCUCAAAGACAUCGACCACGACUCGGACCAGCUCACGCUCCCUUCCAUCGUCGUCAUUGGCUCGCAGAGCAGCGGCAAAAGUUCCGUCCUCGAAGCCAUCGUCGGCCAUGAAUUCCUGCCCAAGGGCAACAACAUGGUCACGCGUCGACCGAUCGAGCUGACGCUCAUCCACACCGCCUCUCAACCGGGACGUCCCUCCAAAGACACCGUGGUCGAGUACGCCGAGUUCCCCGGCCUCGGUCUCGGCCGCAUCACCGACUUCUCGCACGUCCAAAAGACGCUCUACGACCUCAACAUGGCCGUCCCCGCCUCCGAGUGCGUCAGCGACGAACCCAUCGAGCUGCGCAUCCACAGCCCGCACGUUCCCGACCUCACGCUCAUCGACCUCCCCGGUUAUGUCCAGAUCGCCAGCAUGGACCAACCCGACGAGUUGCGUGAGAAGAUCCAGAAGCUCUGUCACAAGUACAUCCAGGAACCUAACAUCAUCCUCGCUGUCUGCGCUGCCGAUGUCGACCUGGCGAAUUCGCCGGCGCUCCGUGCCAGUAGGCAGGUGGAUCCGUUGGGGCUGCGCACGAUCGGGGUGGUGACGAAGAUGGAUUUGGUUCCGCCCGAGGUGGGAGCGGGGAUUCUGUCAAACAACAAGUACCCGUUGGCGUUGGGGUACGUCGGUGUGGUCUGCAAAAACAGUUUGGGGAUGUUCCAGAGCGGAAAGGGACACGAUCGAGCAGGGGAAGGCAGGAUGACGAGUUUGGUGAUGAAGCAGGAGUCGGACUUUUUCGAUGCAAAUCGAGAGCACUUCCGCGCGCCUCUCCGAGGCAGGAAUGCAGGUGUGCAGCCGAUGACGGGCACGGAUAUGUUGCGAAAGCGACUUAUGUCUGUUCUGGAAGAGUCUAUGGGAUCGUCAUUGCAUGGGAUCGCGAAUGCGGUCCAGGUGGAGCUGGAAGAGGCGAGCUAUCAGUUCAAAGUGCAGUACAACGACCGCAGCAUCACGGCCGAGUCGUACGUUGCAGAGACGAUGGAUGCGUUGAAGUUGCGGUUCAAGGAGUUUGCGGGCAACUUUGGCAAGCCCGAGGUGAGGGCGUUGCUGAAGCAGGCGUUGGAUGAGAAGGUGAUGGACAUCUUGGCGCAGAUGUACUGGAGCGAUGCGCGGACGGCCGAACUGACGCAGCUGGCGGAUGCGAGGAAGCUGGGCGAUGCAGAAUUGGAAAAGUACUGGCAGUACAAGCUGGAUGCCAGCAGUUCGAGCUUGACCAAAUCCGGGAUCGGAAGGAUGUCGACUCAGUUGGUGGUGGAUUCGAUCCGGACGCAGAUCGAGCAUCUGGCCAAGAGCGAGCCGUUCAACCACCAUCCAGAUGCGGCGGAGCGCAUCGUUGCUUUCAGCACGAGGAUCCUGCGCGACCGGUUCGGGCUGACCGCGGAUCAGGUGGAAAACUGCGUCAAGCCGUUCAAGUACGAAGUCGAGGUGGAGCCGGUGGAGUGGGAGGAAGGGAGGAAGAGGUCGAUCGGGUUGGUAGAGAGGGAACUGGGUAUGUGCGAUUCGGCGUUCAACGCGAUCAAAAAGAUGCUCGGCGGUAGACGUUUGAAGGGUGCUAUGGAGUACGUGACGCAUCUCGAGGAGAGGGAACGCAAACGUGUUCAAGCCAGGAUACGUGCUCGGGAAGCCUCUGCCUCACCAUCCGAAAUCGAGGAGGACGAUAGCAACGAUCCUACUCGACCGGACUACAACUCGGCGCUGCUGAUCAAGGCACGAGAAGCGCUCUUCUUGACGGAACGAUCCAAGAUGCUCCGCGCGCGUCUCUCCGCCCUCGCCUCGAAACGCUGUCGCUCCGGUCCCCACUCCAAAGCCUUCUGUCCCGAGACUUUCCUCAACAUCGUCGCCGACAAACUGACGUACACCGCCGUGAUGUUUAUCAACAUCGAACUUCUCAGCGAGUUCUUCUACCAGUUCCCCAGGGAGAUCGAUGCGAAACUCGUGUACGAUCUGGACAAAACCGAGUUGGCCAAGUUUGCACGCGAGAACCCGGGUGUGAAGAAGCAUUUGGAUUUGCAGGAGAGGAAGGAAAAGUUGGAAAUGGUCAUGGACAAGUUGGGCGAUCUGGUCAAAUUGUACAAUGAGAAGAAUGGGGAGAAGAGGGGUGGUCAGGGUAGUAGGUGGAGUUUCUUUUAG
This is a messenger RNA of Pseudozyma hubeiensis SY62, 2901 nucleotides long. RefSeq lists its product as hypothetical. The record is from RefSeq and is a predicted model, not a curated record. The transcript has a single exon. Gene Ontology annotation, cellular component: membrane; microtubule; cytoplasm. Lineage: Eukaryota; Fungi; Basidiomycota; Ustilaginomycetes; Ustilaginales; Ustilaginaceae. The coding region runs from base 1 to 2901 and encodes 966 amino acids. Gene Ontology annotation, molecular function: GTP binding; microtubule binding; GTPase activity.